UGCUUGAGCGAAAUGCAGGCUGAAGGAGAGACGCAUCAAUUUGAGAAAGGGGAACAAUGUAGAGAGGAAGAGGUAUAAUUAUCAGGAAAACAGACUCAUGCACAUCUGUGAAUAUGAGUGAAGCCUUUCAUACCGUGAUGAUGGGGCUAUAUGGCUUUAUAAAAGAGUACUUUAAUGGUUUCUGGGACUAUGAGACCCCCAAGGUGAUGGUAGUGAAAAACAGGACACUUGGAGUCAUUUACAGGGGUGUCCAGACUCUUGUGAUCACCUAUUUCAUUUGGUAUGUUUUUAUAAGCCAGAAAGCAUACCAAGAGAGUGAAACUCGUCCAGAAAGCUCUGUUUACACCCUCAUGAAAGGCUCGGCAGCACACGGAGAUGAUAUUCUGGACACUGUGGAGUACGCUCGACCCCCAGAGGGUGGUGAUGUAAUCAGCACAUUACUAAGAAGAGAAUUCACUUAUGAUCAGAGACAAGACACCUGCGCUGAGUAUUUCAAAGUUGCUAACGCGAACUGUACAACAGACUCUGACUGUGUGGAAGGGGAGGUUGACUUCGAUGGACAUGGCAGGAGAACUGGCAGAUGUAUUCAGUACUACAACUAUACUUUCAAAACCUGUGAGAUCCAAACCUGGUGUCCUAUUGAAGAAUAUGCUGUUGUGCGAGAACCACCAUUAGUGGAGGCUGUUAAUUUCACAGUGUUCAUCAGGAACUCUAUCCACUUCCCCAAAUUUAAAGUGCUGAGAGGAAACAUAAAAGAUGCCUCACACAAGCGCAAAAUUAAGAGGUACCUAAAAGCCUGUCAUUACGAUGAGGAGAAGGAGCCCUACUGUCCAAACUUCCGCCUGGGCUACAUCGCAAAUCAAGCAAGAGAGAAUUUCACUGAGCUCUGCAGAACUGGAGGAGUUAUUGGGGUUUUCAUAAACUGGGAUUGUAACCUGGAUCUGGAUCCUUCUCACUGUAAACCUACAUAUUCAUUUCGUCGUCUCGAUGUUCGAAAGGAUGAUGAUAAUUCUGGUUACUACUACAGAUUUGCAAAAUAUUACAGUCAGAAUGGUGUUGAGACGCGGACUCUCAUCAAGGCCUAUGGCAUCCGUUUAGAUAUCAUUGUUCAUGGACAUGCUGGUAAAUUUAGUCCCAUUCCAACCAUCAUCAGCACCGUAACUGCUAUGACCUCUGUUGGGAUUUGUACGAUCAUUUGCGACUGGAUCAUGUUGACAUUUAUUGACAAGAAUGAAGUCUACAGUGACAGAAAGUUUGAUGAAGUGAUGAAGGAGCCGGAGGAUCCCCUUCCCACGGAGCUCAGCUACAUGAGCAGUUACGGCUCCAACCACUCGGACCUGUCAGACGGGGUACCACUCUGAUGCAUUCAGGGAUGCUUCAGUUCUUACUGGCCAAGUUCCCAAAUUCUCCUCCUUCACCCGACGGUCUCAACAACAGCAGCUCUGAGUGCUUUCUAAGGUGUCUGGAUCAGGACUGAUGCAGGGGAUAAACCGAAAGAGGACUGAAUCACCAUGGGAAACCUUAAAGGCAACCAACUCUCUUCCUACGCUGACUGAAAACCUCCAUGAACUGUCAAUGGUUUAUUAAUACAAUUAAACUUGGUUUCUCCUUAAAAUCAGAAUAUGCUAACACUAUGUACAGGAUGUGUUUAUUUUGUCUUAAUGAAAAAAAGUAACGAAAGAGUUUCAUAUUACAAAAAAUAUGCGAAAAUUACAUUUACAAACCAUACAUGCUAUAAGUGUACUUCAAUCCAAUAAUAAAUGUUAAUCAUUCUUGUCAUUAGCUUUAACAUCA
Cololabis saira (Pacific saury) is the source of this 1794-nucleotide messenger RNA. It is a transcript of the gene p2rx2, whose product is annotated as purinergic receptor P2X, ligand-gated ion channel, 2. The transcript has 12 exons. Gene Ontology annotation, molecular function: extracellularly ATP-gated monoatomic cation channel activity; purinergic nucleotide receptor activity; ATP binding. The record is from RefSeq and is a predicted model, not a curated record. Gene Ontology annotation, cellular component: nuclear inner membrane; plasma membrane. Gene Ontology annotation, biological process: monoatomic cation transmembrane transport; response to ATP. Bases 114 to 1361 code for a protein of 415 amino acids. Lineage: Eukaryota; Metazoa; Chordata; Actinopteri; Beloniformes; Belonidae.